CCCGCUCGCUCGGGCUCCCGCUCUGGACUCGGCUCCAGUCCCGCUCCGCGCGGCGCUGCUCCGCUAUCGCUCCCGCUCGCCUUGGGCUCGGGCUCCGGCUCCGGUGGCGUCGCCUUCCCAGCAGCGGGUCCCCAGGACCGAGGCAGCGGCCCCCAGCCAUGGCCCGUGCUCAGGCUCUGGUCCUGGCGCUCACCUUCCAGUUCUGCGCGCCGGAGACCGAGACUCCCGCAGCUGGCUGCACUUUUGAGGAGGUGAGUGACCCAGUUGUGCCCUGCGAGUACAGCCAGGCUCAGUAUGAUGACUUCCAGUGGGAGCAAGUGCGGAUCCACCCUGGCACCCGGACCCCUGCAGACCUGCCCCAUGGUGCCUACUUGAUGGUCAAUGCUUCCCAGCAUGCUCCAGGCCAGAGGGCCCAUAUUGUUUUUCAGACCCUGAGCGAAAAUGACACCCACUGUGUGCAGUUCAGCUACUUCCUGUAUAGCCGGGAUGGGCACAGCCCAGGCACCCUAGGCGUCUAUGUGCGUGUGAAUGGGGGCCCUCUGGGCAGUGCUGUGUGGAAUAUGACUGGAUCCCAUGGCCGACAGUGGCACCAGGCUGAGCUGGCCGUCAGUACUUUCUGGCCCAAUGAAUAUCAGGUGCUGUUUGAGGCCCUCAUCUCCCCAGACCACAAGGGCUACAUAGGCUUAGAUGACAUCUUACUGUUCAGCUACCCUUGCGCAAAGGCCCCUCACUUCUCCCGCCUUGGAGAUGUGGAGGUCAAUGCGGGCCAGAAUGCAUCCUUCCAAUGCAUGGCAGCAGGCAGAGCUGCAGAGGCAGAGCGCUUCUUCCUGCAGCGGCAGAGUGGGGUGCUGCUGCCUGCCGCGGGGGUGCGGCACAUCAGCCACCGGCGCUUCCUGGCCACUUUCCCGCUGGCUUCUGUAGGCCGAGCUGAGCAGGAUCUGUAUCGCUGCGUGUCCCAGGCCCCACGAGGGGCUGGUGUCUCCAACUUUGCAGAGCUCAUCGUCAAAGAGCCUCCCACCCCCAUCGCGCCCCCACAGCUGUUGCGUGCAGGCCCCACCUACCUCAUCAUCCAGCUCAACACCAACUCCAUCAUUGGCGACGGGCCGAUCGUGCGCAAGGAGAUAGAGUACCGCAUGGCUCGGGGCCCGUGGGCCGAGGUGCACGCUGUCAAUCUGCAGACCUACAAGCUGUGGCAUCUUGACCCAGACACCGAGUAUGAGAUCAGCGUGCUGCUCACGCGCCCGGGGGAUGGAGGCACAGGCCGCCCGGGGCCACCACUGCUCAGUCGGACCAAGUGUGCAGAGCCCAUGAGGGCCCCCAAAGGCCUGGCUUUGGCUGAGAUCCAGGCUCGCCAGCUGACCCUGCAGUGGGAGCCCCUGGGUUACAACGUGACCCGUUGCCACACUUAUGCUGUGUCCCUCUGCUACCACUACAUCCUGGGUGGCAGCCACAAUCAGACCAUCCGGGAGUGUGUGAAGAUGGAGCGGGGUGCCAGCCGCUACACCAUCAAGAAUCUGCUGCCGUUCAGGAACGUCCAUGUGCGUUUGAUCCUCACAAACCCUGAGGGGCGCAAGGAAGGCAAGGAGGUCACUUUCCAGACAGAUGAAGAUGUGCCUGGUGGGAUUGCAGCUGAGUCCCUAACCUUCACCCCACUGGAGGACAUGAUCUUUCUCAAGUGGGAGGAGCCCCAGGAACCCAAUGGCUGCAUCACUCAGUAUGAGAUCAGCUACCAAAGCAUCGAGUCCUCGGACCCAGCAGUGAAUGUGCCUGGCCCACGGCGCACCAUCUCCAAACUCCGCAAUGAGACUUACCACGUCUUCUCCAACCUGCACCCUGGUACCACCUACCUGUUCUCUGUGCGUGCUCGAACCAGCAAGGGCUUUGGCCAGGCAGCUCUCACUGAGAUUACCACCAACAUCUCAGCUCCCAGCUUUGAUUAUGCUGACAUGCCGUCACCCCUGGGCGAGUCUGAGAACACCAUCACAGUGCUGCUGAGGCCGGCCCAGGGCCGCGGAGCACCCAUCAGCGUGUACCAGGUGGUUGUGGAGGAAGAGCGACCACGGCGGUUGCGGCGGGAGCCAGGAGGUCAGGACUGCUUCUCGGUACCUCUGACCUUUGAGACAGCACUGGCUCGAGGCCUGGUUCACUAUGUUGGGGCUGAGCUGGCUGCCAGCAGCCUGCUUGAGGCCAUGCCCUUCACUGUGGGGGACAACCAGACCUAUCGUGGCUUCUGGAAUCCACCGCUUGAGCCCAGGAAGGCUUACCUCAUCUACUUCCAGGCGGCAAGCCACCUGAAAGGGGAAACCCGGCUGAACUGCAUCCGAAUUGCCAGGAAAGCUGCUUGCAAGGAAAGCAAGCGACCACUCGAAGUGUCCCAGAGAUCGGAGGAGAUGGGGCUCAUCCUGGGCAUCUGUGCAGGUGGCCUUGCUGUUCUCAUUCUCCUCUUGGGGGCCAUCAUUGUCAUCAUUCGCAAAGGGAAGCCAGUGAAUAUGACUAAGGCCACCGUCAACUACCGCCAGGAGAAGACGCACAUGAUGGGUGCCGUGGACCGAAGCUUCACAGACCAGAGCACCCUGCAGGAGGAUGAGCGGCUGGGCCUGUCCUUCAUGGAUGCUCCUGCCUAUAGUCCCCGGGGAGACCAGCGAAGCAGUGGGGUCACCGAGGCCAGCAGCCUCCUGGGGGGCUCCCCUCGGCGCCCAUGUGGCCGGAAGGGCUCCCCGUAUCACACAGGACAGCUGCACCCUGCAGUACGGGUGGCUGACCUCCUGCAACACAUCAACCAGAUGAAGACGGCAGAGGGCUAUGGCUUCAAGCAGGAAUAUGAGAGCUUCUUUGAAGGCUGGGACGCCACCAAAAAGAAAGACAAGCUCAAGGGCAGCCGGCAGGAGACGGUGUCUGCCUAUGACCGUCACCGAGUGAAACUGCACCCAAUGCUGGGAGACCCGGAUGCCGACUACAUCUCCGCCAACUACAUAGACGUAAAGUGCUCUCGCUACUGGCCUGAGGACUCAGACAUGUAUGGGGACAUUAAGAUCACACUGGUAAAGACAGAGACACUGGCUGAGUAUGUGGUGCGCACCUUUGCCCUGGAGCGGAGAGGCUACUCGACCCGGCAUGAGGUCCGCCAGUUCCACUUCACAGCGUGGCCGGAGCAUGGCGUCCCCUACCAUGCCACGGGGCUGCUGGCCUUCAUCAGGCGUGUGAAGGCUUCCACUCCACCUGAUGCUGGGCCCAUUGUCAUCCACUGCAGCGCAGGCACUGGCCGCACAGGCUGCUACAUCGUCCUGGACGUGAUGUUGGACAUGGCUGAGUGUGAGGGCGUCGUGGACAUUUACAACUGUGUGAAGACCCUCUGUUCUCGGCGGGUCAACAUGAUCCAGACUGAGGAACAAUACAUCUUCAUCCAUGAUGCAAUCCUGGAGGCCUGCCUGUGCGGGGAGACUACCAUCCCUGUCAAUGAGUUCAAGGCCACCUACAGGGAGAUGAUCCGAAUUGACCCUCAGAGUAAUUCCUCCCAGCUUCGGGAAGAAUUCCAGACGCUGAACUCGGUCACGCCGCCGCUGGACGUGGAGGAGUGCAGCAUCGCCCUGCUGCCCCGGAACCGCGACAAAAACCGCAGCAUGGAUGUGCUGCCCCCGGACCGCUGCCUGCCCUUCCUGAUCUCCACCGACGGGGACCCUAACAACUACAUCAACGCAGCCCUGACCGACAGCUACACGCGGAGCGCAGCCUUCAUCGUGACCCUGCACCCACUGCAGAGUACCACACCUGACUUCUGGCGGCUGGUCUACGACUAUGGGUGCACCUCCAUUGUCAUGCUCAACCAGCUUAACCAGUCCAACUCCGCCUGGCCCUGCCUGCAGUACUGGCCAGAGCCAGGCCGGCAGCAGUAUGGCCUCAUGGAGGUAGAAUUUGUGUCCGGCACAGCAAAUGAGGAUUUGGUGGCCCGAGUGUUCCGGGUGCAGAACACUUCUCGGCUGCAGGAGGGUCACCUGCUGGUUCGGCACUUCCAGUUCCUGCGCUGGUCUGCUUACCGGGACACACCUGACUCCAGGAAGGCCUUCCUGCACCUGUUGGCUGAGGUGGACAAGUGGCAGGCGGAGAGUGGGGACGGGCGCACUGUGGUGCAUUGUCUAAACGGGGGUGGCCGAAGUGGUACCUUCUGUGCCUGUGCCACGGUCUUGGAGAUGAUCCGCUGUCACAGCCUAGUGGAUGUUUUCUUUGCUGCCAAAACACUUCGGAAUUACAAGCCCAAUAUGGUGGAGACCAUGGAUCAAUACCACUUCUGCUACGAUGUGGCCCUGGAAUACCUGGAGGCUCUGGAAUUGAGAUAGCAGGCGCCUGGCCUGGGGCACCCACUGAGCACCCAGGGCAUGGCUCAUCAUCCCAGACUGGAGAGGAGGGCCUGUGCCCCCAACUUUGCUCAGCCAUAAUUCUACAAGGAGAACACUGGAGUGGACGCUGCACUAUCUUGGUGGCCCCCAUGGGCAGGCUGCGGGCCAAGGAGGAGCUUUGCAAGACUACAGGACUGCAGCCAGCCCCACCUCCAGAGGGCCUUGCAGACCUGUGCUGAGAAACCUGGGACGGUGAAACUGGCCAGAACAGCCAGUACUGGGGACCCCAGGCCAGGCCCCUCCACUCCAUUCCAGUCCUUGGCAAGAAAUGAAUGAGGGCUGCGAGAGAGUGUUCAAGGUUUGCACUCAGUGUGGCCCCCUUCUGCACAUGGUGGAGGCUCACUGGGCUUGGCAGGGGCUGAGUCCCACCUGGCUUAGCCCCUGAGAGUCCUGAAGCUGGGACUCUUCACCGUCUUGCCAGUGGGACACGCUGACCCUCCUGCGGCUCUGUUCUCCAUCCCACUGCCCCUGCAGACCCGGGGGUGCUUUGCUCGCCAUGCUUUCCUACUUCUGCUUCUGAGCUUCCUGCAACAGGGCCUGCGCCUCCCUCCUGGGCUCCAUCCCUGCCUGGCCCAGUAUGUGCAGAAUAUCUCCUCAGCUCCUUCUUUCCUAGCCUUCAGGCCUCCAUGGCUCAGUCCUGCUCAGCGUGGGCCUGUGACAAUCCACAAGGCUGAAUCCCAGCCCCCGGGGUUGAGGUCCCUGUGGCUCUUGGUGAGGCUGCCACUGGGUUGAGGCAGAGUAGAGCAGGGCUGGUGACAGCUCCUAGAGUUCAGAGGAAGAAGGGUGCUAUGGGAUGGAGGACCAGUACUUUUUUGUUGUUAUUUCAUUAUUUUCUUUUUUCUUUUUUCUUUUUUUUUUUUGAUGGGAGGGUGGGAAGUACUCUUUAUAAUGGGGUAGGCCACACCCCCAUUUCGUGCCUCAAUUUCCCCAUCUGUAAACUGUAGAUAUGACUACUGACCUACCUCACAGGGGGCUGUGGGGAGGUGUAAGGUAAUGUUUGUAAAGCACUUUGUAAAUAAACGUGCUCUCUGAAUGCCA
This is a messenger RNA of Cricetulus griseus (Chinese hamster), 5432 nucleotides long. NCBI's taxonomy places the organism in Eukaryota, Metazoa, Chordata, Mammalia, Rodentia, Cricetidae. The record is from RefSeq and is a predicted model, not a curated record.